Messenger RNA from Galendromus occidentalis (western predatory mite), 1407 nucleotides. Its product is annotated as gamma-aminobutyric acid receptor alpha-like. The transcript has 11 exons. Gene Ontology annotation, molecular function: GABA-A receptor activity; extracellular ligand-gated monoatomic ion channel activity. The record is from RefSeq and is a predicted model, not a curated record. The coding region runs from base 118 to 1407 and encodes 429 amino acids. NCBI's taxonomy places the organism in Eukaryota, Metazoa, Arthropoda, Arachnida, Mesostigmata, Phytoseiidae. Gene Ontology annotation, cellular component: membrane. Gene Ontology annotation, biological process: monoatomic ion transmembrane transport.
GUGAGACCUUCGGAUGUUAGCCGUAAUGUCAGUUUGUUACUAGAGAGCCUUUUAGACGCUUACGACCGUCAACACAGACCAAAGAAUUCAGGUGGACCCACAGUUGUCGGGGUAGAUAUGCUCAUACGGAGCAUGGGCCCCAUCAGUGAAUUAGACAUGGAAUAUUCGAUGGAUUGCUAUUUUCGUCAGAAGUGGAAAGACGAGCGAUUGCGCUUCCGUCGUUUCGCAACCGAAACUAUGAAAGAAGUUUCGAAUAUCUCGCUUUCGAUCAAAAUGCUGGACAAGAUCUGGAAGCCUGAUACCUAUUUUUUCAAUGGUAAAGGCUCUUACUUGCAUACCAUAACCCAGCCCAAUAAGCUCCUCCGAAUAAGCGACAAUGGGGACGUUCUUUAUUCAAUGAGGUUAACAAUCAAGGCCAAAUGCCCAAUGAAACUCGAAAGUUUCCCAAUGGACCGCCAAUCGUGCCCUCUCAUGUUCGGAAGCUAUGCAUAUUCUGAAGAGCAGAUUCGUUUUGAAUGGGAAAACGUCGACCUUGUAGCCGGAAUGGUCUUGUCGCAAUACGAUCUCAUAGCAACACCGAUAUACAAUAUAUCUCACAAGAUUAAUAAUGGUAGGCAUUCGAUGCUCGUCGUGUAUUUCAAUCUCCACCGCCACAUGGGAUAUUUCCUUAUACAGGUGUACGUUCCUUGUGUGCUUCUCGUCGUUCUUUCGUGGGUCUCAUUCUGGAUCAACAGGGAAGCGACGGCCGAUAGAGUUGGUCUCGGUAUGACAACGGUCUUGACACUGUCGACAUUCGGUUCGGACACACGGACCGACCUUCCGAAAGUCCCGUAUCCUACAGCUCUGGAUUGGUUCGUCAUCAUGUGCUUCGCAUUCGUGAUGCUCACACUGUUGGAGUACGCCGGCGUUCAUUACUUCACGAAGGUGGGAUCGGGAGAAUAUUUCCCCGGACAGGAAGACGCUGGCCGCGAGGGUGAGCGUGAUGCGAAUUACGCUGAGGAAGAGGACACUGACGAGGACGAUUCGGUCAGAGAGUGCCCGGAACGAUUUGUGUGGACGGAAGUGUCCUCGCAGGUGGAUGGAUAUCCUAAAACCUUCGAAGUGCCGAUCGGUCCUGGAUAUCGAUAUGCUCGCAGCCCUACGCAGUGCAUUCCGCCACCUCCCAGACCUGCUCGACGCAGAGUACCUCGGUGCCUCCAGUUCAUGUACUGCUUGAUGGGGAACAAGAGGUACAGAGAUGAGAUGAGACGCAGUGCUCCACCAGGACGAACGGUCAACUCAGUAUCCAUCAUAGAUAGAUGUUCCCGAAUUCUCUUUCCCCUCAGCUUUAUUGUUCUCAACUUGAUUUACUGGGUGGGGUACACGCGAUUCGCCAAGGAUGGCUGGCAACGCGGGCGGCGGCUGUGA